Messenger RNA from Hirundo rustica (Barn swallow), 3209 nucleotides. RefSeq names its product egl-9 family hypoxia inducible factor 3 (gene EGLN3). The coding region runs from base 26 to 751 and encodes 241 amino acids. Gene Ontology annotation, biological process: cellular response to hypoxia; peptidyl-proline hydroxylation to 4-hydroxy-L-proline. The record is from RefSeq and is a predicted model, not a curated record. NCBI's taxonomy places the organism in Eukaryota, Metazoa, Chordata, Aves, Passeriformes, Hirundinidae. Gene Ontology annotation, cellular component: cytoplasm; nucleus. Gene Ontology annotation, molecular function: ferrous iron binding; L-ascorbic acid binding; peptidyl-proline 4-dioxygenase activity. The transcript has 5 exons.
GCGGCGCGCCCGUCCCCGCCGCGCCAUGCCGCUGGGGCACAUCAUGAGGCUGGACCUGGAGAGAAUCGCCCUGGAGUACGUCGUGCCCUGCUUGCACGACAUCGGCUUCUGCUACCUGGACAACUUCUUGGGGGAGGUGGUGGGGGACUGCGUGCUGGAGAGGGUGAAGCGGAUGCACCGCGACGGCGAGCUGGCCGACGGGCAGCUGGCCGGCCCCAGCCGCGGUGUCGCCAAGAGACACCUGCGCGGCGACCAGAUCAAGUGGAUCGGAGGCACGGAGGAGGGCUGCGAGGCCAUCAACUUUCUCCUCACGCUGAUAGACCGGCUGGUGAUGUACUGCGGGAGCCGGCUCGGCAAGUACUACGUGAAAGAGCGAUCCAAGGCUAUGGUUGCUUGCUAUCCUGGAAAUGGAACUGGGUAUGUUCGUCAUGUGGACAAUCCAAAUGGUGACGGGCGCUGCAUCACCUGUAUUUAUUACCUGAAUAAGAACUGGGACUCAAAGCUGCAUGGUGGAAUUCUUCGAAUAUUCCCAGAAGGAAAGUCCUAUGUAGCAGAUGUUGAGCCGAUUUUUGACCGAUUACUUUUUUUUUGGUCAGAUCGAAGGAACCCACAUGAAGUCCAGCCUUCUUAUGCAACCAGGUAUGCCAUGACUGUUUGGUAUUUUGACGCAGAAGAAAGAGCAGAAGCCAAAAAGAAGUUCAGGAACUUAACCGAUGCAAGGAAGAGAGAAGCACCUCUUGAUGAAGACUAAUCAACUGUUCACAAACUCUUUGUGAGGAAAUAAGAUCCCAAAGAUGACUUCCAUUUCCAGCAAAUAAGGGCAGAACAUUCUAUGCACAAGAUUGCACCAGUUGUAUCUAGAAUGUGCGUCUUACGCUGAUGGUACUUAAGACAGCCGUCUGUCGUGCUGCUUCUGGCAGAAGAAAGACUUGUUUGCUCCUUGCCUUUUGCUGGAAAAAAUAACCAGGGUUUAAAAAAAAAUAAGUGUGUGAUACUCAAGCCUAGUGGUAGUGGCUCAGCCAAUUGGCUUUUGAUCACUCUUGUAACUAAGAUAAUGGUCAUUGGAACUAGUGGUAAAAAAACGGAGUCUUACUUGCACUUUACGGGGAAAAAAAUUUCUAGUUUAAUGAGAAGAAGCCUUGCAAGUUUAAAAUCAGUUGGCGGACUGCUGACAGGCACAGAGAGAGAUACUGGACAUGGGAAAUAUUAAAUUGGAUAUUUGUAGAGUGUCAUUUUAUAUUCUGUCCCAAACGGACCUGUUGAUGUAUUGUUCAUCAUUUUGCUGCGCAGAACAUUGGUUCAACUCUUCAGUAACAUGACUUCCCAGAUGUUUGUUUACACAAUCAUCACGUUUUCUGGAUUUUGUUUGCUCUUCAAGAGGCACGUUCUAGCUGUGCAGCUGUACUGCCCUUUGUGUCCCAGGACUGAGGGGAAAGUAGUUAUGUAUCUGUUCACAACUUCAUAAAACCAUUUUUUUUCUGUUUGGAGCAGGAUGGGUUGUAUGUUUUCCAUUUUCACAGUUUGGUAAAGCAGCUGUUUUCUCCCAAAAGUCUGGUAAACUUGGAAUGCUUAUGGCACACAAUGCAUUGUUCCCAAUGCCAGUGAUGUGUAGAGAGGUGUUUGCUUUGCAACUUCUCCAUCUGCUGUGUUCUGUGUGACAUGGGUAGGAAUCUGAAAGGAAAAGAUAUGUCUGGCAGUCUGACAAAUAUAUGAUAAAAAAUGAGUAACUUAGACUUGAUUUUUAUGCUGCAUAUUCUUAGUGAACACAGGUGUUUAAUUUUGCAUGCAUACGUAGUUUGAAUGGAACUGCAAUUCCGUUUCAAUUGAUCUGUGACGCCAGGUUACUACUACUGCUGUGCCUAAGCUAUAAGAUCAGUUAUUCAAUGGCAGAGCACACUUUUUUUUCCUCCAUUAUUUUUUUUAAAGUUAUUAGACUCGGUGAGUAACUGGUGACCUAAACUGGUGUCUAAACUUCUACAACCAGCACUUACUAUGCAGUUCAGAAUAGCUCUUAAUGAGGCUGGGAGCUGGCAGUGAAUGUAUUUAUCACUCACACUAAUUGUUCUCAACCUACACUUACUUGCAUUCAUUUUUCUCAUGCUGUCAGUGUGUAUGUCAGGCCCUAUUAAAUGUUCCAAAUAGGUGCCCCCUUCAGUGUCCCAUAUUUUCCUAUGCCACCUGCCCAUGGUGGUGAAAGUGGUCUGUCUGAACCACUGGCCCCUGCUUCCCCGCGCUCUGCUGAUCUCUCAUGCUGUGAUGGGGCUGCACUUGAGCUAGGGAAUGGAAAGGUGGUGUGCAAUGGCAGCUGUUAAACGCUAGUGACAGGAAGGUAACAGCUGCAUAGGACAGAAAAGAAAUAACUUUUCAUGGCAUACAAAAAAUGAUAAUAGAAAAUGGAGUAUUUUUAAAACAUUUUUUUAUCUAAAAGAAAAGCUGAGCAUCCUUCAGCCUGCCCAUGAAUGCUGAAUGUAAAUACAGCAGUGCUAAGAAACCCCUUAUUCUCUCUGGCUUCUCGCAGAGCUCCAGCUGCGGUCCUAUAGGCCUGACCACUGUGCACCUUAAGAGAGGAAUAUGAGGGAACAUGUGUGACUAAUAUUCUUACAAUUCAAGACUAGAAAAAGACAAAGGACAUGAUAAAUGUCCUUUACUGUUAGGAGAAACAUUAUUCUACUACAGUUGCUUCUAAGUAACACACCAGAGACUUGAAGAAAACUUACUGAUAACUUGAAAUUCUCAUUCUGAAAUGUUCAUGUGGGAGAUGAAAGAGUUUGGGCUCUUCCUUGAGAGUGAGGUAACCCUUUGAAAUGUGAGAGGUGUUGGAAAAGAUAGGAUUACCAUUUAGAGAAGGUGAUGGAAUACAACCUGUUGUCUUACUAUGCAAAGUUGAUAAUGGCACAUAAAUUUGAAACUCCCACGUGAUUUUAAAAGGUGGAAAACCAGAUAAAACAGAGGAAAUACUGUUUUGCCUCUAGAAGCUGUAACCUUAAAAAUGAACUAGAAAGCAUUGCUAGUACACAUCUUAGUGGAGCCUGGAACAGUGGAAAAACAAUGUGAUGUAAGGGGAAAAGCUUUGUGUAAGGGCUGAAAAAGCAAGGUACUUCAGUUAUCACUGUUGCUGCCACCAGGUUUUGCAGUGGUCAGCAACAUGUGUGGUGAAUGGAGCAGUAUGGUUGCAUUUAUUGUAAAUAAAGUACAUAUUUUCAUUUUUA